GGAGCGACACGAACACGCAGAGGAGCCUCCUUCACUAACUAAUACAGCUCGGGCUUGUUUUAAGACGGAGGACAACAUUAUCAAAGGCGUUGUCCUCCAAAUCUCUAUGGUGAAUGUUGGUAAGCAUUCUUGGACGAGUGUUUGAGCGUGCCAGCAGAUGCCAGACGCCAGUGCCACGGUGACUCCGGGAAAGGUUGGCGGCGGCACCCUGCGAGUCACUCCUGCUGCCUCCGCCCCUUCGCCUCACCGUCUGUCAGUGGGUUGGCUCUCAGAAGGUGACUCCGAUCUGGUCCUGAUGAGUGGGGGUGCGGGCUGGAUGGGGUUUGGCCAGACCCAGCGGUCACGGCCUGCCAUGAGGUCGGCCCAUUAUGAUGACCCCUGGCAGCCACGCACCUCCCAUGCCCCUGCCCUUGUACCUUCUGCCUCCACCUCCACCCAACAGCCUGUCUCUCCAGGACCUCAGACAAGGACACCUUAUUCCCUCUACCCUACAGCCCCAACCACUUCUCGGUCUCUCUCCCCUCAGCCUCCAGCCGGGACUUCCCAUGACACCCUCUCUUCUCAAUCUCCUGGAAAGUCUCGUUCUCUUUCCCCUCAGCCUCGUUCACAGCUACCAUCAGGAAGUGUCUUCUUCAACACUAUCAAGGCUUCCAGGGAGAGGCAGAGAGUCAUUGCUGCAACCAAUGCUCUCAAAAAUCCCUCACAGGGAAAGACAGACCUUGGCAAUGUGGUUCUGUACCUCCAAGGGUCUGUGGACGCGAAGGAGAGCACUCUAGAUCCGCAGGUGACGGAGCGACACUGGCGGCAGAAACAGCUUCAGAGACAAGAGAUUCAGAAACAACAGGAAAGUCAAGCAAAAAGGUUUAAACAGCAAAGGGAACAGAACCAAGAAGAACAACAAAGACUACAUGGGCACCAGCAGCAGCUCCAUCAACAACAACAGUACUUGCAAAACCAACAUCAAGAACAGCAAAGAAUUCUGCAAAAACAACAACUGCUCCAAGCUUCUGUUCUCAAGAAACAACAAGAAAACUUUCUCAGAACACAGAGACGGAAGCCCAGCCCGCAGCUCCUCUAUCAACAGCAACACGUCAAGCAACAGCUGGCACGGCAACACCAAAUCCAGCAACAGCAGCUCCUCUAUUACCAAGGACAGCAAGCACAUUCCCUUCAACAACAGCUCUAUCAGGUACAACAGCAGCUUACCAGCCUGCAGCAAAAGGAUUUGCAGGUACAGCAAGAGGAACAGAAGUUCAAAGAAGAAAUAGAACAAGAGAAACAGAGACAGGAAGAACAAAAACGGCUUGAUGAAGAGCAACUGGUAAUAGAACAGCAGCUUGGAAAACAGACUGAUUCAACACAAGAAAAUAAAAAUGAGGAUUUCAAUUACAUUAACUCCCUCCUAAAAAAUGUGUUAGAACCCUCUGAGGAAGAAGAAAGAACAGAAAAUAAUGAAGCAGAGAAAUUUCAAUGCAAGGAAAUGAAGAAGAAAGUAGAGGAGGAAGAGAAAGAGGAAGGAAUGGAUGAAAAUCAAAAUAACAAAAUCUCACAAAGAUCUCCAGGACCUCCUCAUGAGGAAGAGGAAGGUGUGGAAAGCUGUGUUGGCAGAGUUAGGUCCUUUAGCUUCAGUAAUGUGGUAACAGAGGACACCAGGGAGGAGUCCGAUUACACUAGACACCGUCGAAAGUCUCUGAGUCUAAGCAAGGGCCCAUCUGGACUAAAUCUUGGACCAUCACAGCUGCACCUUGGGCCAGCAGGUCAUCAGAAAGGCCCAGGGAAUUUGAAUAAAGGUCCUGCCUGGUUGAGUAAGGGACCUGGGCACCUGAGUAAAGGGCCCCUUGAGGUGCAGAGAGGUCCAAGUUGCCUAAGUAAAGGGCCUGCAGAUAUCAACCAAGGACCGUCGGAGAGGCACACAGGGCCAUCAGGAGUCAACAAAGGUCCGAGCCAUCUGAACAAAGGCCCGUCAACACAACACACUGUUUAUCCUACCUCAUACAAGGGGCCUUCUUCCUUGGCAAAAGGCCCAGCCAAUAAGAUAUUGGGUCCAGCAAAUGCAAGAGUGCCUUCUGAACAUACCCCCUGAAAUGGUAGGCAGACACAAUUAGUCAAAAGUCUUGAGUGCCUAUAUAAUCAAACUGCUUUGAGCUUCAUGAUGUGUAAUAUUACCAAAUGAUCAAUGAGAAGCAAAUCUCCUCUAAUACAAUAAUGAUGACAAGCAAAAGUUAUUCUUGUAUAUGCAAAAAAUAGUUAUAAUAUUUAUAUGUAUAUUAUGAUAAUCUUCAGUUUGUGAUAUAUAAUCAGUAUACUAUAAGUUGAUUACUUUCUCAUUCCCAUACUUGUAGCUGCUGCCCUAAAUAGAUAUGUCAAAGACUGAUGAUAACAUUUGACCAAACCAAAACUGAUAAACCCUUGGUGAGGGCCAUUAUCCAGCACAGACACAAAGGAAAACCAAAGAAAAUAAGAGCACUUCAAAAAACCCUAUCAAAAAUAUAAAAAAACUAUACACUAUGACUCAUUUCCUUCUAAGCCCUUUGCCUUAUCCUUCCACCUGUUCUGGCUGGCAGGGAUAGAUGACCACUGGGGAUCCCUCCCCUGGGAGCUAUUUCCUUCUCACAGAAAACGGGAGGCACUCAUGCCAAAACCAAUGGCCAUUGAAUUCAUUCCAGACACUUUUCAGUAAGAUAUAUGACUCAAGAUAACCAGACUUGAAGACAAACACGCAUUCCUCAAGCCACUUUACAAAACUUACGCACCAGACGUCUCAGUCCUGAGAACAUCAUCAGCAUUUCCAUAAUCUGGCAGCACUGAGCUUUACAUUUCAUAGUUUAGACAUCAAGGUUUAUUCUGCAUUUCAUAAACUAUAUUUUCCUUUUUCUUGUUAUGAAUGAGGCUAAUCUGCCUCAGAGAGACACAAGAAGUCAGUGUCGUCACAAAAAGAUUCGGGCGUUACUCAUGCGUUCACCACUGUGUACAUCCACCAGUACACAAGUCUACUCACCAGACUCUGGAUGUCUCACUUUCUCCUGUGUAUUUAGUUAGCUAUCUAUACAUACCGUAUAAACCAUAAGUUAUACUACAAUGCCACUGUAUUUAGCCAAUCUCAAAAAUACCACAAUAAAUUAUAGUUUGAUAUCAUAAAGCUUUUGAUGUACAUACAUGUUACUGUAGCCAGGGAGUAAAUUGUCUUUUAACAGACGAGGUUAAAUGCAACUGCGGCUUCUGCUCUUUUCUAUUUCUAUGUCUACUUAACUCUAUUUUACCAGUGUCUGAAAUCCCGAGGAACUGUCCAAAAGGCAAGUUGCUUGUAGUGACAUUUCGUUCCAGCCUGGGGACGUCUUAGGCAGAAUGAGGGUAACUGUGGUGUGCACCUUAUCAAUACUAAAACUGCCCAAUCACAAGCCAGUUCUAGCAUUUAUAAGGAGGUACUCACCAUAGCUAGCCUAAUUCUGCCCGAGAAGUUUCCGAGGCUGGAAUAAAACGUCACAAGUAACUUUAGUUUUAGAGAGCUCUACGGGUUUUCAAAUGCCGUUAAAACAGUUGAGUAGACAUCCAGAAAAAAUAUGGCAGAAGCAGCAGUUGCAUUUAAUCUCGUGUUUGAAAGAGAACACACAAAUAUAUGUAUAAUCAUUAUGAAAGAACUCAUAUAUCAGCACUUUACAUAAAUUUACAUAAUGGCAGGAUGUGGUAACUAUACAUUAUCAAUCAAUCAAUCAAUGGGGGCAUACGGCGGGGGGGCACGUCGCCUCACCCACCCUACGACGCCAGGCCCGGGGGUCCCUCCAGGCGAGUCUCCAUGCAGGCCCCCUUCCCAACCUGAGUACCUACCGGCAAGAUCUAUCGACUAGCUCAAGCCACGAACUCCGUGGGCAUCCCCUUGGCCUCCUCCACUCAGGAUUGUCUCUUACAGAGACAGCCCAAUGAGCAGGAUCAGCUUCCGGAAAACGUGUCAUGUGCCCGUAUAGCCGGAGAUGGCGUUGACGGACUAUGCAGGUAAUAUAUGUCGAAUCAGUCUCACGGAGUAGCCGCCGGUUUGACACAGUCAUUCCAGCGAUAUCCCAUGAUUCUGCGUAGACACUUAUUACCAAAGGCAUCAAUCUGCCUCUCCAAGUCCCCAUUUAUUGUCCAUGUCUCACAACCAUAGAGCAAGACAGGGAGCACAAGGGACUUGAAAAUCCAGAUCUUUGUCCUUCUGCACAGGUAUCGACAAUGCCACAUACUCGUGUUGAGCGAGUCCAUAACACCAUGGGCCAGACCAAUCCGCCGUAGGACUUCCUGGCCAGACUCACCGUUGCUAUGAACUACACUACCUAUACAUUAGGCUACUUCUAUUAGCUGAGUC
Molecule: messenger RNA, 4339 nt
Organism: Eriocheir sinensis (Chinese mitten crab)
Lineage: Eukaryota; Metazoa; Arthropoda; Malacostraca; Decapoda; Varunidae
Product: zinc finger protein 853-like
Exons: 2
Coding region: 158-2083 (641 amino acids)
Source: RefSeq, a predicted model, not a curated record